CUUGGUUGUCUGUAUCUCAUAACGGAGUCAUCUUCAGUAUCUAGGAACUAUAAUGUCUUUGUUUAUUCGAUUUGAGUUAUACAGUUCUGGAUCGCGGAUCAUUUGUAUACAGAGACGAUAGCUACUUAUAAUGUGAUAAUAACGAUACAUGGCCUAGCUAUGAUCUUUAUGUUCUUAAUGCCUGCUUUGUACGGAGGAUAUGGUAACUUCUUUGUACCAAUAUAUAUUGGUGGUUCGGAAGUCGUUUUCCCAAGAACUAACGCGAUCUCCUAUUUUCUAAGUACCAUUAGUGAACUCUUUUGGUCUGAUCCUAAGUACGCAGUGAGCUAA
This is a messenger RNA of Besnoitia besnoiti, 330 nucleotides long. RefSeq lists its product as uncharacterized. Bases 160 to 330 code for a protein of 56 amino acids. NCBI's taxonomy places the organism in Eukaryota, Apicomplexa, Conoidasida, Eucoccidiorida, Sarcocystidae. The record is from RefSeq and is a predicted model, not a curated record. The transcript has a single exon.